Molecule: messenger RNA, 2301 nt
Organism: Aspergillus puulaauensis
Lineage: Eukaryota; Fungi; Ascomycota; Eurotiomycetes; Eurotiales; Aspergillaceae
Exons: 6
Coding region: 1-2301 (766 amino acids)
Biological process (GO): regulation of transcription by RNA polymerase II; DNA-templated transcription
Cellular component (GO): chromatin
Molecular function (GO): zinc ion binding; DNA-binding transcription factor activity, RNA polymerase II-specific; RNA polymerase II cis-regulatory region sequence-specific DNA binding
Source: RefSeq, a predicted model, not a curated record
AUGGCGUCAGAACGUCGUCGCGGGAGACGGCAACGCGUGUGCUCGUGGUGCUCGCAAUCGUUCACCAAGGAUGACCACCUUGCGCGGCACAUAAGGACUCACACUAGGGAGAAACCAUUUGUCUGCGCGGUUUGUAGGAAAGCCUUCAGUCGACAGGACUCCCUGCUGCGACAUUCCAGAAACCACCCUCAACCCGCUGGUUUCGACGACCAAACAGCAACCACAGGUGCCCAACUCAUUAACCACUAUCCCAGUCCCUCGCUCCACGGUUCCCUGUGCCUCGGCCAAACGUGCGCUCAGUCUCAAUUCGCGGAGGCCGGCAGGGGUGCGACUGCCUCCACCGGUGGCUUGCCUCUCGAUGGAAGCAGCCUAUAUUCGCCUCCUAUUGAACCUGGCGACCGACCUGGGUUGUGUACAGGAGCUGGGGCCGGCCCCAGUCUCCCUGAUAUAAGAACCCAGCAUAGCAGCGACACUUGGAAUGCGAGGGAAGUAAACGAGCCCUAUGGGUGGGGAUCAGGGGCGGCCCCUCAGAUUCCCGGCUGGUUUGUGAAUGAGGAAUUCGACUUGGAUGCGUUCAACUUAUGUAUCCUCGACUCGGCGUCCAACUGGCUUCCGCGCGCAUAUGAUGAUCCUGUGUUAAACGCCUCAUACGAGGUGGACCAGGUGGUUUCCGAACCCCCAAGUGCACCCCCCAAGGAGGACUUGGUCAAGCAGCAUUGGUUUAACUUCAUUACACCGAGCACUACUGGAUCUGUGACCCCGGACGUGGAGCCAGAAGGAGCCCAAAUAAGUGAUGAAUACAGAGACAGUCUCGCUCACAAACUACACCAAACUGUGCCCAGCUCACCCCUACCGUCCACGGAUGCCAUGAAUCUUUGCAUUCAGAUGUACUUCACCAAGUUCAGCCCUGUAUUUCCCAUUGUGCAUGCGCCAACAUUCCGCCCGUCUGCUAAGAGUUCACUCCUGCUCCUUUCGAUCUGUUCGGUGGGCAGUCUCUUCAUCGGCUCGCCCGGCGCUGCAACUCACGGGGAGAGAAUAUUCGAGAUGCUGAACAAAGCAAUACUUGCAUCUUGGGAGCGAUAUAUCGCUCGAGGUGGGACAGAAGCUAUUGCGAUGGUGCAAGCGGCCAUAAUUGGGCAGACCUUUGGUCUCCUAUCUGGGAGACCAAAGGACUUACUCGUGGCGGAAACUUUCCAUGGCACGGUGAUUGCGGUUAGUAUUGGCCUGCAAACUCAGCAUAUCGAAAAAGCACUGACAGACCGGAAGUGGGCGAGGCGCUAUGGCAUGUUUGGUGUGCGCUCCGAAUCCAUUGACUCGCUUCGCGACGAAGCUAGAUUACACCCGAAGGCAGCAUGGGUGUCCUGGGUUCGAAAGGAAGAGCAAAAGAGAUUGGCUCUUGCGCUGUGUAUCCACGACGCUGAAAUAUCUGGACUAUUGCUUACAGCCCCUUUCCUGAGAGUUCCGGCUGCAAGCCUGCCCAAUAUUGCUGGGGACAGUCUAUGGGAAGCCUCUACCGCGGAGGAGUGGUGUAGCGUGAUUGAGGGCCAGAUAUCAACCUCUGCUGUGUCCAAUGAGCCUCGCACGCCACACAGUUCUGGCGGCGCGUCACAACUUCCGGAACCCGGGAGCAUCAAGCACAGAUCGGGCUUCAGACAAUGUGUAGAGCUCGAAUUGAUAUCAUCCAACAUCAUGGAAGAUUGGAAGAAAGGGGAGCCAUGCAUACCGGAUUACAAUGAAAUGCUUGUCCGUUUUCACGACCUAUAUCUCCAGGGAAACGAUAGCCCUGCCGCAGAUGCAUUUUUGCUCCACGCCCUUUGCCACUCGGCAUACAUCAGCCUGUUUGUUGAUAUAAAUCGACUCGAGGUUGCAGUGGGAAAGUGUGGCCACGAGCAGGCACAACUGCACCGCAGCUAUGCUUCUGAAUGGGCCUCCUCCGUAGCAGGCCAUCGGUGUGCUCUGCAUGGUGCACUUAUCCUCCGCCACCUCGAAUCAACAAGAAUUGGCACCGAGCCGCCCAUCCAUAUCCCUCGCGUCCUAUUCCGUGCUGCACUCGUGUGGCUUUGUUAUUGCGAAUUCGGGCAAGGGCAAUCCAGCUUACUCCCGGCAACAACGGACUUCCCAGAGCUACUGUCCCUCGGGAUAGACUGUCAGAAGGUACUCUUCGAGGCCAAUAAUUUCAAAUCUGUAAGGCCCAGUGUUGCCGAAUGCAGGACCUUCUAUGCGCUCAUUGAUCUGCUGGAUCGGAUCGGGCAUUGGGGUAUAUCUCACAAACUUGGACGUCUUCUUAGGGUUAUGGUGUAG